AUGGCUAGUCUUAUGCAUAAAUUAGUUGCUCCUCAGCAAGUUGCUUACAUUAAGGGUAGAAGCAUUCAUGAGAAAAUUCCGUUAGCCUCUGAAUUAGUUAAUGAGAUGAAAAAGAAAAGAAGAGGUAAUUUAAGUUUAAAACUUGAUAUAUCUCAAGCAUAUGAUUCAGUAAACUGGGAUUUCUUAUUUAAAGUUCUUCAAAAAUAUGGUUUUCUGUGGAUUGGUGGGACUCAAACAAUGGGAUCCACUAUCUCCAAUUUUGUUUGUUUUAAUGGAGGAAGUCUUAAGCAGAGGUUUAACAAAGUUGGUGGAAACAAACAAGUUACAGCCAAUGGUGACAAGAAAUGGGUUAAAAGCAAAUGUUUUAUAGAUGGAUGUUCUAAUGCUAGAAAAGCUCAGAUAGUUGAAUUGUUACAAAUGGAAUUAAGUUCUUUCCCAGAAAAAUAUUUGAGAGUUAUCAUUCAUCCAGGUAGAAUCAAGACUGCAACUUUAUGGCCCAUGGUUGAAAUGAUGCAAGAUUACUUGGAAAUUUGGAAAGAAAACUUUUGUCUUUUCAUGACAGACUGA
Papaver somniferum (opium poppy) is the source of this 567-nucleotide messenger RNA. RefSeq lists its product as uncharacterized. The record is from RefSeq and is a predicted model, not a curated record. The transcript has 3 exons. The coding region runs from base 1 to 567 and encodes 188 amino acids. Lineage: Eukaryota; Viridiplantae; Streptophyta; Magnoliopsida; Ranunculales; Papaveraceae.